AUGUCUGACAUUGCUAAAUCACUUGAACGCCCUCCUAUGUAUCCAACAAAGUACUUUGGCUGCGAGCUGGGCGCUCAAACAAAUUAUGACGCGAGAAACGAGCGUUACAUCGUCAAUGGUGAACACGACGCAGCGAAGCUGCAAGAUAUCCUGGAUGGCUUUAUCAGGAAAUUCGUACUCUGUCCAGCAUGUGAAAAUCCGGAAACUGCUCUGUCAGUGCGGCGCAACCAGAUUCAUAGCAAGUGCAAAGCAUGUGGUCAUGCGUUUAUUAUCGACAGUCGUCACAGAUUAUCAACGUACAUUCUGAAGAACCCGCCGAAAGUUGAAGUGGACUUCUCCAAAGACAAGCAGCAGAAUGGUAAUGGACAUGUGAAAGAAGACGAGAUCGGUGUGGAUUCAAAUGGAGAUAAGAACAGCUCGAAUGAUGAUGACGACGAUGACUGGGCACCGGAUGAGGAAGAAGUACCGAACACGAAAUUAGCCGCUGGUAUAGGAAAGCUUGUAAUCGACAAGGAUCUGGACAAGAGUAUUGAAGAACGACUGGAUAUGUUGCAUCGUUUCUUCGUUGAGGCAAAAGAGAAAGGAACAAUUGGCGAUGGAAAGGCGUUGGCCGAUGAAGCUGAGCGUCUGGAAUUAAAGCAGAAAGCUCCGCUUCUUCUUGCCGAUGUGCUCCUCGAUCAGGACAUCAUUAAGGAUGGAUUGGCGCAGCUAAAGAAUAAUAGAAGGGUGUUACUGAGAUUUACAUUGGGGGACAGAAAGGCGCAGCGUUACCUUUUGGGUGGAAUUGAGCAACUAAUCAUCAAGCAUGAGGCAGUUCUACUGCCGAAAGCCGCGCACAUAAUUAAAGGACUCUACGACAACGACAUUUGCGAAGAGGAGGCAAUACUUGCGUGGGGUGAAAAGCCGUCCUCGAAGUAUGUUUCGAAGACACAAUCGAAGAAAAUUAUCCAGAAAUGUGAAGCUGUCCUCACUUGGCUUAGAGAAGCAGAAGAGGAAGAUGAUGAUGACGAGUCCGAUGAUGAGAUCGACUUUGACGAUCGUAAUCAGAAGACGAGUGUCUAUGCAGAGAAAGCCAAGGCUGAAGCAGCGAAGGAAAUCAAAGUGGAAGGUGAAGAUGGUACGGAAAUCGAUAUCGAUGAUAUUUAA
Messenger RNA from Cooperia oncophora, 1146 nucleotides. NCBI's taxonomy places the organism in Eukaryota, Metazoa, Nematoda, Chromadorea, Rhabditida, Trichostrongylidae. The record is from the annotation of a GenBank genome assembly.